UUCUUUGCUUCUGAAGCUCAGAGGGUUGAACUGAACUCUGCGUUCAUGUCAACUUUAGCGAAAGUCAUGUCGAAGUUCCGGCUGGCGGUGGUCCAGCUGCAGGUGAGCAGCGUCAAAGCGGACAACCUGAGCAGAGUCCGGCGGCUGGUGAAGGAGGCCGCAGGAGGGGGAGGACAGGUGGUGCUGCUGCCGGAAUGCUUCAACUCUCCAUAUGGGACCAGCUUCUUCUCCUCAUAUGCUGAGAAGAUCCCCGGAGAAUCCACCCAGGUGUUGUCGGAGGCAGCGAAGGAGAGUAAGGUGUAUCUGGUGGGAGGAUCCAUCCCUGAAGAGGACAGUGGGAAGUUGUAUAACAGCUGUACAGUGUUUGGCCCUGACGGAGAAAUGAUUCUUAAACACAGAAAAAUUCACCUAUUUGACAUCGACGUUCCGGGAAAAAUCCGCUUCCAGGAAUCUGAGACACUGAGCCCGGGCAACACUUUGUCAAUGUUUGAAACACCGUUUUGCAAAGUUGGUGUUGGUAUUUGCUAUGACAUGAGGUUUGCGGAGCUCGCACAGCUCUACAGCAGGAAAGGCUGUCAGCUGCUGGUUUACCCUGGAGCCUUCAACAUGACGACUGGUCCGGCCCACUGGGAGCUCCUGCAGAGGGGGAGGGCGCUUGACAACCAAGUGUAUGUGGCCACAGCAUCACCUGCUAGAGAUGAAACAGCCUCCUACGUGGCCUGGGGUCACAGCACUGUAGUAAACCCAUGGGGAGAAGUCAUCUCCAAGGCAGGACCAGAGGAAGCCAUUAUUUACGCCGACAUCGACCUGCAGUAUUUAUCCGACAUCCGGCAGCAGAUCCCAAUCACAGCUCAGCGGCGAGACGAUCUCUACGCUGUGACAUCAACGCAAGAAGGAUCAGGCUGAACGCUGUGACCUGAGUCCUGUUCUCCAACUGAGGCUGAAAUGAUUCUGGCUAAAAUAUACGUUAAUUUUCGUCCAGAUAAUUUGGUUCUUUGAAGACGUUCAAGGAUUGAUUGGAUGAAGUUGUUGUGUACUUCAUUCAUACGACUAACUAAGUGCAGAUCCUGUGAUUGCGCUUACAUGAAGUAGGUCCGACUCUCCCAGCACACACUCAGGAAGUAAACUGAUGCAGAUUAGUCUCAUUUCUGCAUUUUUCAACGUUGUGCUGCACAAUUUUCAGUAAAGUAAGUUCUGCAGUUUAUUGUUCAGUUUCAGUUUCGAAAUGAUGAAUCUAAUUUUAAAGGUGUAAGAUUCAGAAAACCACCAUUAAAACCCCCUAAGUUUUUUACCUUGUUAACAUGUCCAUAUGGUAUUAUUUUAUAUACUUAAAGACAUCAUGAUGGAAAUGUGCAGUUGACAACAUGGCUGAACAUUUCCACUUUUAACCUGCAGUCUACUGAUGACAGUCUCAAAAACAUGCCUUAUUCUUCUUCAUUAUUGGUUUCCAGUUCCAACAUGUAUCCCUGAAUUACUCCCAUAUUAAAACUUGUCAUUUUGUAGAGUAGUUCAAAAGUUUUUUGAGCAGAGUUGUCGGUGAGCUGGUGUGCUGAGCUGCAGUGAGUGGCAGAGAGAUGGGAUCUUCACCUUCUAGAUGAUGCAAAGGUGUAGUUACAUUUAAGUCAGUUAAAGGCAGGGAGGGAUUGUUUUCAUAUUUUCAUGACUUUGAAAAACUCUGAAAACUGAGUCAGAGUGUCUCUAAAGCAGCAGGUCUUUUGGGCUGUUGCUGGUAAGCAGUGUUCAGCACCAAAAGUGGUCCAAGGAAGAACAACCAGUGACCUGGGCACAAGAUCACGGACACUCAAUGCUCUUAGAUGCAUGUAAAGUGAAGGCUGACCACGUAGUUUAUUACACAGCUUGUGCUCCAUGUUCUUCCACAUGGUACCUUUAACAAUGUAAUGCAAUGUAGUGUAAGCAACAUCAAAAACUCCAGCCAACUGAACAACCCCUUGCCUCACCCUCCCUCAUCCAAGCAUGCAGGAGAAUAUUCACUGGCCACUAAAGUCUGGCUCUAAACUUAGUGUUUUGUUUGUCAGUUCUGGGCUUCUGUAGAGAGAUGGAGGACUCCCUGCUCCCUCUGCAGACACCAAGGGCUCAUUCUGGUUUAAUGAAAACACAGUGAUUCCUUCUUCUAGGUGAUUAUACAAUAAUGAAAACCCAAUUCUGAAUAAUAUAUUCCAUUUCUGCCAGCAGAUCCUCCUAAAGACCAUUAGAUACCAUAUGUCCAGGCCUCAUUUGUCAGAGUCUUUAGAAAUGUCUUUUUGGCCUUUUCGUUUUAUAUUUUAUCAUGUAUGAGUAAUAAUUGCGUCAACAGAUCAUAAUGAUUUCUGAAUGACCUGUAUUUUCUCAUCUAUAAUUAACAGUCUUUCAUUGAAUCUCUAAGAAUGUGAACCAUUUAUAUCUGGCUAUCCAGCUGACUGUUGAAGGCCUCCAGAUUCAUUCAUCAGCUUCAAAGAACCAAAAAAAAAUCAUGACAUGUAUAAAAUUAGCAGCAUUAUAAUCUCAGUUGCCCACGGACAGAACAGGACCUGGACAUGCACAGAUACGACACAAACAAUGCGAUGGAUGUCUGCUGCAGAACAUCGAGACUCGUAGUUGCGGAAACAUGAUGCAGUUUGGACAAUCGUCAGACAGCGCGAUUGAGUGCAGUGAAGCUGCAUUAAGAAACUGUUUCUAUGUGAAGCAAUAAAACACCUUGUUGAUCACUAGUAAACUGAUGAGUUUUGGUGAGCAAUGAAAUCUUUCAUCAUUUCAGGUUCCAGAAAAAUGUGAAAAUGUACCUCUUUAAAGUGUUUCCACUUUUUUGACACAGUGCUUAAUAUACAAAAAAAAAUGAUGAAAAUCUAA
Messenger RNA from Stegastes partitus (bicolor damselfish), 2847 nucleotides. It is a transcript of the gene nit2, whose product is annotated as nitrilase family, member 2. Gene Ontology annotation, biological process: L-glutamine metabolic process; oxaloacetate metabolic process. Gene Ontology annotation, molecular function: omega-amidase activity. Lineage: Eukaryota; Metazoa; Chordata; Actinopteri; Pomacentridae. The record is from RefSeq and is a predicted model, not a curated record. The transcript has 10 exons. The coding region runs from base 46 to 906 and encodes 286 amino acids. Gene Ontology annotation, cellular component: mitochondrion.